This is a messenger RNA of Xenopus laevis (African clawed frog), 1908 nucleotides long. It is a transcript of the gene dnajc27.S, whose product is annotated as DnaJ heat shock protein family (Hsp40) member C27 S homeolog. The record is from RefSeq and is a predicted model, not a curated record. Gene Ontology annotation, cellular component: lysosome; phagocytic vesicle; late endosome. Lineage: Eukaryota; Metazoa; Chordata; Amphibia; Anura; Pipidae. The transcript has 8 exons. Gene Ontology annotation, molecular function: GTPase activity; GTP binding. The coding region runs from base 362 to 1195 and encodes 277 amino acids. Gene Ontology annotation, biological process: phagosome-lysosome fusion.
CUCCUUAUCCCUUCCUCCUGCCCCUUCCUCUUCCCCUCCUGCUAAUUACCCCUUACCCCUGCUAGGUCUGUGAUUGUCAGGCUGCUUCAAGAUGCCAUCAGUUGGACCCUUAUCCUCCCCAACACUUAUUACAUUCCUCCCAUCUGUGCCCAUUCCCUGUUACUCUCCAUCACCCAGUGCUCUUUCCCUAUUGCAAUCUAGCCCCCCACUAUAUCACCCUGCAUCCUAAUCCUCCUGCACUUCCAAUUCGGCUUGUUUUCUCUCCACUCCUUCCCUUGCAUUGCUCAUUCCCCUUUGUGAGCGUCACCCAAUGUCCUUCUGCCCCUGCCAUUGAGAUCAGCAGGAGGAAACACACACAGUCAUGGAGUCCCACCUGCAGAAGAGAAAGGACAGCCGGAAGCCUCUGCGCAUUAAGGUUAUCAGUAUGGGGAAUGCAGAAGUGGGCAAGCAGAGCUGCAUUAUAAAACGUUACUGUGAGAAGAGGUUUGUGCCUAAGUAUCAGGCAACAAUUGGAAUCGAUUAUGGAGUAACGAAGGUGCAGAUAAAGGACCGAGAAAUAAAAGUCAAUAUAUUCGAUAUGGCCGGUCAUCCCUUCUUCUAUGAGGUCCGCAACGAGUUCUACAAGGACACACAGGGUGUCAUAUUGGUGUAUGAUGUUGGCCAGAAGGAGUCCUUUGAGUCUUUAGAUGCCUGGCUAGCCGAGAUGAAACAGGAACUUGGUCCUCAAAUCAACAUUGACAACCUUGACAACAUUGUGUUUGCUGUGUGUGCCAAUAAGAUUGACAGCACAAAGCACCGGUGCGUGGAUGAAAGUGAGGGGAGGCUCUGGUCAGAGAGCAAAGGAUUUCUUUAUUUUGAAACUUCCGCUCAGAGUGGGGAAGGAAUUAAUGAGAUGUUCCAGGCCUUUUAUUCGUCUAUUGUGGAUUUAUGCGAUAACGGUGGGAAGAGGCCAGUGUCAGCCAUAAACAUUGGCUUCACCAAAGAGCAAGCAGAUUCAAUACGCAGGAUCCGUAAUAGCAAGGACAGCUGGGACAUGCUGGGGGUGAAGCCAGGGGCCACAAGGGACGAAGUGAAUAAAGCCUACCGUAAACUCGCCGUGCUCCUUCACCCGGACAAAUGCGUGGCCCCCGGCAGCGAGGACGCCUUUAAAGCAGUUGUGAAUGCACGGACAGCCCUGCUCAAGAACAUUAAAUAGAGGCGGGACUUGAGCUCUCCAUUCUCCGGCAUCCGUUACACACUCUGGCGUGAGGUCAGGCUAAAAAAAAAAAAAUCAAUUCUCAUUUCUGAAUGGAAUGGUUUUGUCCUGCAGGCACAUCCAUUACUGUCUGCGGGGGAGAAGACUGGAACGUGCCAUCCCUUGUGUUAAGCACACUGACUCUUCCUAAUCCUCUGGGGCACCAGCACUAAUUUAUACAUGAUUUAGUGCACAUUCAGCACCAUCGCUCCACACUCCCAUUCCUCUGUAUUAUGCACAUUGCCUUUGUACACUGUCUUCCUAGGUUGAUCUGUAUGCAGCAUUCCUUGUAGUACAAUCUAUUGGGCUUUAUGCAGGCAGGAGGACGGAGAUUAAUCAGGCCAUGUAUAUACCGAGAAAAAUGAUAUGUAUGAUUGGCUGCACAAUGCUGUGCCAUUGGCCAGUGCCCCAUGAGUAUAGAGCAGCCUUAAACACCCCUAAAUUCAUUGCAAUUUUUAACAGUUAGAGGCACAAGUUAUAUUUCUAAUUCAUGUAAGUUUUUAAAAACUCCCCUAAGCUCCCAUACAUUUGAAUCUAAUUCGAUUCGAAUGUUAAAAAAAACUCUGCCAGGAAGGCUGCAAACAACUCAAAAUUGACCAGCCUAGAAUUAGCCAAGAGGCACUUCAAAAGUAGCCCAAUAUGUGCAGUGAAAAAUAAAUGAAUAUAUGUGUAAA